This is a messenger RNA of Rotaria sp. Silwood2, 450 nucleotides long. NCBI's taxonomy places the organism in Eukaryota, Metazoa, Rotifera, Eurotatoria, Philodinida, Philodinidae. The record is from the annotation of a GenBank genome assembly.
AUGGCUUUUAAACAGCCAUGGUUAAUUUUACCAAUUCGUCAACGUAUUAAUAAGACUAAAAUCAAUUUUGACAACAAUAGUCUUUGUCAAGUAUGUGGUGAUAAAGCACAUAUUUUUAAUUAUGGAGCUUUAACAUGUGCAUCUUGUAAAACAUUUUUUCGUCGUCAUGGUUUUCAUCCUGAAGAUAUUCCAGAAUGUGAUUUUAAUGAAGAUUGUAAAAUUACAAUACAAUCAAGAAGAAUGUGUACAGCAUGUCGUUUUGCUAAAUGUCUUGCAGUUGGAAUGAGUCCAGAUCGUAUUCGAAAAGAAGAUCUUACUGGAAAAUGUCGUGCGUUAAUAAAAUUUAAACAGCAAGAAAUUGUUGCAUCGACAUCUAUCUCAAAAGAAUUUUGGGAACGUCAAUUUUUAAUUCUGUUCCCAUUCCCGUGGGAAUGGGAAUGGGAAAAUUAG